UGGAUCGAGGCGCGCGGCGGCGAGGCGGCGCUGAAGCUGCUGGGCGUCAAGUUCGGGCUCCACCCGCUGGCCCUCGAGGACGCCCUCACCCAGUCGCAGCGGCCCAAGGCGGAGCGCUACGCGGAGCACCUCCACAUCGUCGCGCCCGUGUUCCGCGUCGGCGCGGCGGCGCCGGAGGACUCGGGCCUCACGCCGGCCAUCGCCAUCCACAACGUGUCCAUCUUCGUCCCCCUGCGCGGCGGCGACACGCUCGUGACCUUCGCCGACGAGCGCGCGCCGCGCCACUGGAGCGGCCGCGUGCGCGCCGAGCUGCGGAAGAGCUACACGAAGCUCCGCGAGGAGGGCGCGCCCUUCCUCGCCUACCGCAUCUUGGACGCCGUCGUCGACUCGACGUUCCCCGUCGCCGCGGCCUUCCACCGCGCCGUCGCGGCGCAGCGCGGGGAGCUCCGGUCGUCCGGCUACCAGUCGGACCUCGGCGAGCUCCGGGCGCUCAAGCUCGACCUGGAGCGGCUGAGCCGGCUGGCCAAGCCCCUGCACCGCCUGCUGACGAAGCUCAUCGACGACAAGGACGCGCUCCUGGGCGACCGCUACAACUCGUUCGUCCGCGACGCCGUCGACAACGUCGAGGAGCUCCAGGACGACUUCAACGCGCUGCUGCGCGAGUGCGAGGUGCUCGACGACGAGUUCGAGCGCUUCCACCAGCGGCGCAUGGACCGCACCAUGUACGCGCUGACCGUCGUGACCUGCAUCUUCCUGCCCAUGCAGUUCAUGACGGGCGUCUACGGCAUGAACUUCAACGACAUCCCCGAGGAGAACAACCCGCUCGCCUACCGCACGUUCUGGCUCUGCACGACGGCCUACGUGGCCCUCUUCGCGGCGUUCUUGGGGCUC
Molecule: messenger RNA, 891 nt
Organism: Aureococcus anophagefferens
Lineage: Eukaryota; Pelagophyceae; Pelagomonadales; Pelagomonadaceae
Exons: 1
Biological process (GO): metal ion transport; transmembrane transport
Cellular component (GO): membrane
Molecular function (GO): magnesium ion binding; cobalt ion binding; cobalt ion transmembrane transporter activity
Source: RefSeq, a predicted model, not a curated record